Molecule: messenger RNA, 795 nt
Organism: Iphiclides podalirius (scarce swallowtail)
Lineage: Eukaryota; Metazoa; Arthropoda; Insecta; Lepidoptera; Papilionidae
Source: the annotation of a GenBank genome assembly
AUGAUCAUAAUCGCAAAUGUUGUUUUCUGUGCUGCCCUCGUUUUGGUCGCAUUGACAAAUUAUCCAGGUGGAUUGGCGAUUACUAAGUUUCAUAAGCUUCUGAAAAAUGAGCCAUUCGUACAUGUACAUAUAUAUAACUUAACUAUUGAAGAAACAACAAAUGAAAGUGACAAAGAAAUCUCAAAAGUGAUUACAGAAAUAGACGAAGAAAUUAAAUUUGAGGAUAAUAUAGUUGAAGAUUUCAUUCAAAAACCUAAAAAAGCGACUAACGAUUUCAAAUCUUACAGACAAGAACGAAAGAAAAAAGCAGCUGACAAAAUAAAAUCGGAAACCCGUAGAGCGGUUGUAGCGUCUGCCAAAGAAAAGUUGAGAGAAAUUAUGAAAAGACACAAGCAUAUUGCUGACGGUCUUUCCGGAACUGUAAUAUCUGAUCAUAAGAUUGAAGUUAAGAAAGAAGACGGAAGAGGGGAUACACCGGAAAUAGAAACUGUAUUAGAGGAAGAAACCACUAAAGUUGUUAGUGAACCAAAGAUUGAAUCUGAACCGAUACAGGAUGAAAAUGUCACAGUGGAAAAGUUUAUUGAAAACGCAGAUAAUCGCACUAAUGAAAAUGUAGAUGCCAUAGUUGAAGAGGUUAUUGUCAGGCUAAUAGAUAGGAAAAUUUACGACGAUAAAACUAAACCAGAGGAUAUCAAAGGGGAAGAUAGACAAAUAAUACAGAAAAUCGUGGAAGAAGUGCUUGCUGAAAAAAUGAGCUAUAAUUCUAGUAAAGAAAACAAAAUCAAUAUAAGUAUU